AUGUCGAGGAAGCAACCGAAAGGAGAAUGGAUCGAGACGGACACCGGUAACAAGGUCAACCGCAAGGCCAACCUGAUUGGGACACAGCAUAUCAUGCUAGGCGGCAAGACGGUCAUCAUGCCCGACGCCAUGAUACGCGGCGACCUUGCCAGGACGGCGACAUCAGCGGCUGGCGGUCCCCCCGGUAGCAACACUGCCGUGUUCAUUGGCCGCUACUGCUUUCUCAGCAAGGGUUGCUGUCUGCGACCGCCCGGACGCAUCUACAAGGGCGCAUUCACCUACAUGCCUCUGCGUCUCGGCGACCACGUCUUCAUCGGCGAAGGUUCGAUCGUGCAGGCAGCCACCGUCGGCAGCCACGUGCACAUCGCCAAAGAUGUCGUGGUGGGGGAAUUCGCUAUCAUCAAGGAUUACGUGAGGAUCAUGGAAGGCACCAUAAUCCCGGCGAACAUGGUGAUCCCAAGCUUCAGCAUCGUUGCGGGUCAGCCUGCCAGGAUCAUCGGCGAGGUGCCUGAGGGUGGCCACGAGGCAUUUGAGUUGAGAGAGCGUUACAAAUCCGUAAAGACCAACCCACUUGCAGCUGGGUCUUGA
Neoarthrinium moseri is the source of this 588-nucleotide messenger RNA. RefSeq lists its product as uncharacterized. Bases 1 to 588 code for a protein of 195 amino acids. The transcript is spliced from 3 exons. The record is from RefSeq and is a predicted model, not a curated record. NCBI's taxonomy places the organism in Eukaryota, Fungi, Ascomycota, Sordariomycetes, Amphisphaeriales, Apiosporaceae.